AUGAGCAAAGAGGACGUUUCCCCAAAACUGAAAAAGGUCAGAAAAGAUGGCUUCAAAUGUAGCGGGGGGACGAAGAAGAAUCAGGAUGGUAAGAGUGGCGGCAAAAAAAAAAAGAAACCCUUUAAGAAGCAUAAAAAUAAGGAGGCAAAACAGGUGGGGGUAGUAUCGCAGUCUUAUGGUAAAUGUCUGAACAGCAAGGGGGAGAUGCGUCGUGCAGACCAACCCUGCCCAGAAUUCAAUUUCGCGAAGAAGGAAGAAGCAGCGGAGGGAAGACGCCCACCAAUAACCAACAAAAUGGCUAUUAAAAGAUCCAAGUCAGAUUUUGUCACUCCUGUCUUGAAGAAAAUAAACAUAAAUAAAAAGUUAUGCAAAAAGAAGAAUCAUGAAGGGAAGGCCCAAGAGGGGAAGAACGAGUCACCCCCCCAACACACUCCAAAUGGAAAUCCUUCACCAAAGAAUGUCGCUAACCGAGGCAACUACCCAUGUGAAGCCAGCAGUCCGUUCUCCUAUCGAACUGAUGGCGACCAUCCAACCGAUAGGGCCUUCUUCCCUGAUCCAUACGAAAGCCAUUAUGGAGAAAAGAAAAAACAAAAAUACAAGAAGAAAAAAAAAAUCCAACAAGACCCAGAAGAAAUAGUGAAUUCGUCCCUGUUCAGAUACAUUAAUGAGUACAUGUACACGAACAGAAGCGACAUUGUGCAACAGAAGUUGAAGGAAACAAACAAUAUUUUCAACAUUUACCAUUCGGGGUAUAGAAAUCAGAAGAAUAAAUGGCCCCAAAAUCCCGUUAAUGUAAUAAUAAGACAUUUAAAAAAAAAUUUUACAAAAAAAAGUAAAAUAGCAGAUUUGGGAUGCGGAGAAGCAGAAAUAGCCCAGGCAUUGGACGGCUGGUCCGUGACUUCCUAUGAUUUAAUUCAGCUCAAUGAGCACGUCACUGUGUGUAACAUAACGGAGUUGCCGCUCCCAAACAAUUCCCACGAUUGCUUCGUUCUGUGCCUAAGUCUCAUGAACACGGAUUGGCCGAAAGUUAUAUUUGAGGCACGGCGGUGUCUUAAAAAGAGCGCAACCCUAAUAAUAGCCGACGUGGUGAGCAGGUUUACGAACUACAAGGCGUUCAUGAAGUUUAUGAAGAACGUCGGGUUUACCAUCACCAACAAAGUAAAUUUGGACGAUUUUUUUUAUGUGCUAUUUUUUGAGAAUAAUAAAAAGGACGACGCUUCCUACGCAGUGAAUGACAAGAGAAUUAGGAAGGUUUCCAAGUUAUUGGCUCCCUGUGUUUACAAGAGGAGGUAA
This is a messenger RNA of Plasmodium fragile, 1293 nucleotides long. RefSeq lists its product as uncharacterized. Lineage: Eukaryota; Apicomplexa; Aconoidasida; Haemosporida; Plasmodiidae. Gene Ontology annotation, cellular component: nucleolus. The record is from RefSeq and is a predicted model, not a curated record. The coding region runs from base 1 to 1293 and encodes 430 amino acids. The transcript has 3 exons. Gene Ontology annotation, molecular function: methyltransferase activity.